GUCUUCGACUUCUCUCAUCACACCUCUCAAGUUCAACAAUAUCCAUGGCCAAAUUCGGAAAGCUAACCAAGCUCAAGUCCGCCAUCAAGCGCUGGCCCUCCUUCCCCAAGCUCGGCCGCUCCGCCGCCUGCCACGACCAUGUUGACAGGCUCUCCACCACCGAUCGUAAUGAUAAGGAGCAGCUACAUGUGGUCUGCGUUGGGAAGUCGCGGCGAAGGUACCUCGUCAGCUCCGACGUUGUCAACCACCCCGUGUUUCAGGAGCUGGUGGAUCGCUUGCCGUCGUCACAGGAAGAUGGGGCGGUGGUGGUUGCGUGUGAGGUGGUGCUGUUCGAGCACUUGCUGUGGAUGCUUGAAAACGCCGAGACACAAAUGGGGUCCAUGGACGAGCUGGCUGAGUUCUACACCUGCGCAAGCUGAUAUACAUGUCGAUCACUUUAAUUAUUCGGAUUAAUUACGUGAGUUAUGUCCAGAUUAUAGGUAGGGUUUUGGUUACCAGAAAAGAAUUGUUUUAGGUAUGGAUUUUUGUGUUUUAACUUUUACCUCCGUUAAACUCUCUUGUUCAAAAAUAAUGCAUGGUAGACAAAGUGAGGAUUUAUUUAUUAUACAAAUAGUUGAUAAUUCUGUCCAAGAAAUUGUAAUCAGAGAGUAUGUAGGACUAGUAAUUGUAUGUUCACCGACACAAUGAAUUUUUUAAUGAAAGUGAUUAUUGAGGUUGAAAUCAA
This is a messenger RNA of Prosopis cineraria, 724 nucleotides long. Its product is annotated as auxin-responsive protein SAUR78-like. The coding region runs from base 45 to 419 and encodes 124 amino acids. NCBI's taxonomy places the organism in Eukaryota, Viridiplantae, Streptophyta, Magnoliopsida, Fabales, Fabaceae. The record is from RefSeq and is a predicted model, not a curated record. Gene Ontology annotation, biological process: response to auxin. The transcript has a single exon.